AUGCUACAAAAGGAGGUAUUGGGCUCAAAUGCGAAUUCCUCCACGGUUCUUGUAAAGGACACAGAGGCUGGAGGGGAACUCCGCGUUGUUAAGCGAAUCAACGUCACCUCGUGGGCGGAAUCCGAUGUGGACAAAACACUCGAGACGUACAACGCUAUUGCUUCGGCAAAUAUACCGAAUAUGGUUAAGUUGUACGUGGCCAUGCGGCAGAGCUCCUCCAUAAGUGUCGUGAGCUCCUACUGCCUUGGCGAGGAACUGCAGGAGUACCUUGACGAGAAAAUCUCCUGUCCUUUAGAUGAGGUUACUGCCUUGAGGUGGAUGCGAAAUAUAGCGCGGGUCGUGCAACAGGUCCACAACCUUCCCCUCAACAACAGGGUGGCAUGUUUUCAUGGACCUUUAAUUGAUCGUAUUUUUGUUGUGGACGACGGUAAAGAGGUAUGCGUAGGUUUGCCACUACCACGCGUCUUGUACUUCAAAUGGCUUGAGGAGCGUGAGACGUAUGGUGUUAAAUUGCACCACGAAUACCCACCAGAAGUUCUGCGCGGCCGGUAUUAUUACACCCAAGCAAGCGAUAUUUGGCAGUUAGGACUCGUAGGAAUGAAGUUGUUAGCAGCUAACGCCUCAUUUGAUCGUCGAUCAGCCGCCAUUCGGACACUUAUUGCGUCCAUGAUGAACCCCAUAAUGAGGAAGCGACCUAACAUUGAAGAGGUUAACAGAAAAUUGGGGGAAAUCACACGGGAACGCAGUAUCUCAUGCUUGUCGUCUGCGGAUGUGAAUACUCCGACAUCGUAUGAACGAUUUCUCACUCCGCGCUCCGCAGUUAUGGAGGAGCCGAUCGGAAUGACAUCGUUGGAUGAGUAUGACACCUUCACCACCGACCUUAGUAAGACGAACUUCGAUGAGGUGACCCAAAGCACGCAUAAACAUGCCUGGCGUAACAGGCUUCAACCAAGUUGGUACAACCAAGCGAUGAAGCAAUUUGAGGAGCUGCAACGGAUGAACUCAACCCCGUUAACGUCAAGGUCACGCCCGGCAUCACCCACGCCAGCAACUGGUGGAGCUGUAUCACCGCGAGCGAGGAGAGAUGCAAAGGCAACAAACGCACGGGACAGGUCGGGUGGAGCUCGGCCAUCUCCCCGUCGGCGCGCGUCCUCUUCAACGCUUACCGGACCACAAAAAAAUCGAACUCUUGAGCGCGUGCCGAGCUCGGCGCGCAGGGACCUUGCGAUGCCCAGAAUGUUGAAUAACAUUCCGUCUCAGCGGUCGCGUAAUGCCCAUAGGUUGGAAUUGGAAGAAAAAAAGCGAAGGCAACAGGCUCUGGAGCGAGAGGCCCAUGCCAUGCACCGAGUUCAUGAAAAUAGGAUGCGGGAAAUCCGUAAGAACCAAGAUGAGUCCAUGAAACACGAUAUUCGGAAGUACAUCAAGCAGUGGAGAGAGCAGAGCACCGCCGCAAAAGACGAUAGCACUUCGUAUAGCGAACACAAUGGUGUGGCAAUAUUUGUUCCAAAAAAUCCACCACCACCGGGGCGGUCACCAAAUGUAGACACGAAAGCAAAGCAACAACCACUUAAUAGUGAAGGGGAUACACACAGGAGGGUUUUCUCGGAUGAACUCACGCAUGCAGCGGCAGGGCCGGUGGUGCAUGGAAGCACACCAAGACCCUACAGUGCGACACGACACCCGCGGACACCACCAUCAGCUACACCGAAGCGCUCAGCAUCUAUAUACCGCAUCCGUGGCAUUAGCCCCAAGGUGCCGCACUCACGUGCCAAUCCCUCCGACAGAUACAAGGUCACAGAAAGUGCACCCACCACCACUGUGUCGUGUGCAAAUCCUUCCAGUAGCAAAAAUAGUGGCACGACGGCCUACCAAACUAGUGAAACCUCGUCCGGUACAUAUCCGUCAGGAACGAACAGGGCGGGGCAAUCAAAUUCACGGACAAUCUCCGUUCUGGGAGAAGACGCGACUAAACCAAGCUGCACAGCUGGUGUGCCAGGCACUAAUCGUCUCGCUGCGGAAAGUCUCAGGUGUUCUGCGGGUAGAUUGCGGGAAGCACUGGAGAAACUAUUACCAACCCGCGAGUUGUUCGUUGAGACAAUGGAAGUUGUAGAUGCCUUCGUGGUGCGCUCAGAGAUUGAGCGGUGUAACCCUCGUUUCAACACAGUGUUCAUGCACACACUUAGGAAGUUAAUGAAUGAUGAUGAACUUCUUCUUUCCGCCGUUCCGAUGUGUGCGCAGUUAGUUUCGUUGUUGAGUCUGUUGCAAGGAGGCGAACAGCCUGAGGGGACGUAA
This is a messenger RNA of Trypanosoma brucei brucei TREU927, 2292 nucleotides long. RefSeq lists its product as hypothetical. Gene Ontology annotation, biological process: protein phosphorylation. NCBI's taxonomy places the organism in Eukaryota, Euglenozoa, Kinetoplastea, Trypanosomatida, Trypanosomatidae. The record is from RefSeq and is a predicted model, not a curated record. Bases 1 to 2292 code for a protein of 763 amino acids. Gene Ontology annotation, molecular function: ATP binding; protein kinase activity. The transcript has a single exon.